Messenger RNA from Achroia grisella, 1314 nucleotides. It is a transcript of the gene Uro, whose product is annotated as uricase. The record is from RefSeq and is a predicted model, not a curated record. Gene Ontology annotation, biological process: purine nucleobase catabolic process; urate catabolic process. Gene Ontology annotation, cellular component: peroxisome. The coding region runs from base 89 to 1099 and encodes 336 amino acids. The transcript has 5 exons. Gene Ontology annotation, molecular function: urate oxidase activity. Lineage: Eukaryota; Metazoa; Arthropoda; Insecta; Lepidoptera; Pyralidae.
CUUCUACUAUCACAGUCUGCCUAGCUUGGGCUUAAUGCGUCGACGUUUUUUACACACUCUCAAAAUUAAGUGAAUUUGUAAUUUAACAAUGCCGUGGACAAGUGCUAACAGAAUUUAUGCCAAGCCUUCAAAUACUAGUGCAGGAGAGGCGUCUACUAGCAGUAGCAGUACCCGUGUGGCUCACACUGCCGCAGCUGAUAGUGGUGGUCGGUUCGAACUAAGUGAUCAUGGCUAUGGCAAGGGUUCAGUGAAGCUACUUCAUGUCCACCGCGACGGAAAUUAUCAUACCAUUCGCGAGUUUGAAGUGUCCACCGAAUUAAAACUUACAUCUGAGACCGCUUACGUCUUGGGUGAUAAUAAAGAAGUUGUCGCAACAGACUCACAGAAGAAUACUGUGUAUUUGUUAGCGAAAAAGCAUGGUGUGAAGACGCCAGAGGAAUUUGGUGCUUUGGUUGUAAACCAUUUUCUUUAUAUGUAUAAACAAGUGGUGGAAGCGAAAUGUCGCGUUGUCGAAUACCCAUGGGAGAGGUUGCAAGCAGAAACACCACAUAAUCAUGCUUUUGUGUUUUCACCAACUGCCACUCGCUGGGCCGAAGUAUCACAAACACGACAUGAAGCGGUACUCGUGAAGUCUGGACUGAGCGGUCUACGUGUUCUGAAAACAACACAGUCCGCCUUUGUAGAUUUUGUUCAAGAUGAAUACACUACACUUAGUGAUGCGGCAGAGAGAAUAUUCAGUACGGUGGUGGAAGCUGAGUGGAUUUACGAUAGUAUGCGCACAGCUGAUUUUGACAAUGCCUGGCUUACUGUUAAGGACGCCAUAUUGGAUAAAUUCGCCGGACCUCCAGACACCGGAGUUUACUCGCCAUCAGUGCAGCAUACUUUAUAUCAAGCCGAGAAAUCUGUCUUAGAAAAUGUUCCUGAGAUAUCAUGGAUAAAGAUGACAAUGCCGAAUAAACAUUACUUGAACAUCGACGUUUCAAAAUUCCCCGCAAAUGUAACGAAAGGUGACCCGCGCCAUCAUAUCUAUCAACCUAUAGACAAGCCCUCGGGUCUUAUCUAUGCACAGCUACGCCGUAGACCCAAAAGUCGUUUGUGACGCAACGUCUCGUAGCAAGCUCUACGAGGUACCCAUAAUUUCUGCGAUAACUCUAUGAUGCGACAGUUGUAAAUGGUUGAAAAUUAAUUCGAGGUUACCUCAAUUGUUUUAGAUAUUGUCAAUGUUUAAGUAUUAUAAUUAUAAUUGUUUAUCUGGAUUGUGAACAAUAUACUGAUGUUUGUAACACAGAGCUUAAGUUAGAAUAUUUCGCGAUC